AAGAUGACGCGCAACAUCGCCGCUGAUGUGCUGAUCCGCGCGCGAGAAUGCCCGCAGCUGCAGAUCUGUGCUCGUGUGUGUGAGGAUCAUGAUCACGGGCUCGAUGGGCUGCGGGGGAAGCAGAUCCGCCGCGAUCGAACCCCGGUAUUUCGAGAGCAGGGACACCGAGUCGACGUGGCUCACGAGCACGGACACGGAGACGCUACGGGCAGCUGUUGGUAACGGGACCGGCGACGGCGCGAGCGCGAAUGAGAAAACAGCAACAACAGCAGCAGCAGCAGCAGCCGGAUCAGGUCAAAGGGAAGAGAAGCCCAUGACGGGGACCAGAGGUAAUUCUGCCAAAGAGAAGAAGCUGGUGAACACCGGCACGCAGUGUGGCAGACGCGCCACGCUCACAGACAGCACCCAGAGGAGACCAGCACACAGAGACGAGGUUAAAAGUAAAUCAAAGAAAAUCCCCCAGCCUGAAGGGGUUAAAAGUGUCCGUCCGGAGGUGAUUCCUUGACAUGAGAGUCGCUGCUGUCGAACACAAUCACAGUGCCACGGUCUAACGAGGGACUUUCAUUGUAAUUAAAUUAAACACACAUCAGAUGGCAGAUUUGAUCUAGCUCCGUCUGUUCGUCUGCAUGUGAACGUCGAGCGCCGGAGCAGACGAAGACCCUGACAUGCUGCAACACGUGCCAUUUUCAACUGGAUCAAGCUUUUAUAGAGCUGAAUCUUUGUUUCUAAAGUACUCAAAUGUUAUUUAUUUCCAAGCCGUGAAUAUUGUCCUGGUAUUAUGUAUUUGCCUGUGUGAUUUCCAUUAGUAUUGUGCAGGUUAGUGAUAUUCUAGUGCCUAACGAGUCUGUUUGAUAAUGCAGAUGUCUCAGGUUGUGAUUGUAUGAAAUGAAGAUUCAUCCAAACAUCACAUUGUCUUGCUCCUCUGAAUGGAAACUGUCUGCUUUCCAGUCUUCAGACGGAUUUGUUUAUGAUUUAGUGAAACAACGUGUUUGAUUUGAAUCUGUCAAUUUGUUCAUCAUAAUUAUGACAUUUUUUAUAGGGACGCUGGGAAGGAU
Messenger RNA from Pimephales promelas (fathead minnow), 1055 nucleotides. It is a transcript of the gene baalca, whose product is annotated as BAALC binder of MAP3K1 and KLF4 a. Gene Ontology annotation, cellular component: cytoplasm. Lineage: Eukaryota; Metazoa; Chordata; Actinopteri; Cypriniformes; Leuciscidae. The record is from RefSeq and is a predicted model, not a curated record.